Molecule: messenger RNA, 941 nt
Organism: Silurus meridionalis
Lineage: Eukaryota; Metazoa; Chordata; Actinopteri; Siluriformes; Siluridae
Gene: mrpl24
Product: mitochondrial ribosomal protein L24
Exons: 6
Coding region: 202-852 (216 amino acids)
Biological process (GO): translation
Cellular component (GO): ribosome; mitochondrion
Molecular function (GO): structural constituent of ribosome; RNA binding
Source: RefSeq, a predicted model, not a curated record
CCAGUUUGUGCGCAUGCGUGGUAAUGGGUGACACCGGGACGUGCUUUUGACCGCCGUGUGUUUGGGAUUAAAGCAUUUAUAUUCUAUAAAGUAAUAAUUAAAGAGUUAAUCGAGAGAUUUGGGUUUAAAUCGUCACCGGCAGGUUUCCUGCUGAACAGACUACUGUGUGUGUGUGUGUGUGUGUGUGUGUGUGUGUGAAACAUGCGUGUGACGGCUCUGCUCGGCGUGGUGGCGAGGGCGGCGUUUCCCUGUGGUUAUCGGUACGGGACGAACAGGCCGUGGACCGUAGCAGCGAGGAGACUGAACCCUCCGGGGAAGAUCAGGAGGAAGGUGUUCGUGGAGCCGAUCAGCCCCGAGGACUGGAGUGUGUUCAGGGGGGACGUGGUUGAGAUCCUUUCGGGUAAAGACAAGGGGAAACAGGGCAAAAUCACUCAGGUGUUCCGUCACCGUAACUGGGUCAUCAUUGAGGGACUCAACACGCAUUACAGGUAUAUCGGCAGGUCUGGAGAUUACAGAGGGACGUACAUCGGUAGUGAAGCUCCUCUGCUGUUGAAGGACGUCUCACUCGUGGAUCCCACAGACAGGAAGCCCACCCAGACAGAGUGGAGGUUUACAGAGGAGGGGGAGAAGGUGCGGGUUUCGGUCAGGACGGGACGAAUCAUCCCCAAACCCGUCUUCCAGAGGAGGGACGCCAUCAUCCCACAGCAGUGGAAAGACGGACCGAAGGACACGUCUUCAGAGGACGCUCUGGAGAAAACGUACACUCCGUCUCUGAAGACUCUGGAGGAGGAAGUGAUGGAGAAAAUGAACAUCCAGGAACCGAGAAGACCUCGAAAAAGCUUCUGGUACUGAGAUGUUUAAGCAGGAGCACAGAGGAGUGGAGUGUAUGUUGUGUACACUGUGAUGAUGCCAUGAAUUCCCAAUAAAUGUGUUUGUCUAAA